Molecule: messenger RNA, 560 nt
Organism: Paralichthys olivaceus (Japanese flounder)
Lineage: Eukaryota; Metazoa; Chordata; Actinopteri; Pleuronectiformes; Paralichthyidae
Gene: alox5ap
Product: arachidonate 5-lipoxygenase-activating protein
Biological process (GO): leukotriene biosynthetic process
Cellular component (GO): endoplasmic reticulum; membrane; nuclear envelope
Molecular function (GO): glutathione peroxidase activity; glutathione transferase activity; leukotriene-C4 synthase activity
Source: RefSeq, a predicted model, not a curated record
CAGCCUCAGCAUCGAUCAUGGACUCCAACCAAGUGGUGGAAAACAUCUACCUCCUGGUCAUCGUCACCCUCGUCAGCGUCCUCCAGAACGCAUUCUUUGCCCAGAAGGUAGAGAAGGAAUGCAUGACCCACACACCUGCCUCUGACAGAGUGUCCUGUGCCAAUCGUAACUGCAUGGACGUGUAUCCCACGUUCCUGGCAGUGAUGUGGUGUGCCGGCGUUUGUCUCAAUCAAGCUCCUGCCGCCUUCGCUGGAAUCAUCUACCUCCUGGUCAGGCAGAAGUACUUUGUCGGAUACUUGGGACAAACCUCCCAAAGCACCCCCGGCUACCUGUUUGGAAAACGCAUCAUCUCCUUCCUGUUCCUGAUGUGCGUCGUCGGCAUCUUCAAUUACCUGCUGCUGCGUUUCUUCGGCAACGACUAUCACGAGCACGUGCAAACCAUCACCAACGCCGCGUCUGCUCUUCUCCUCAUCCCGUAGUGUCGUGCACUUCACAACAGCUGCACUCAUUUAUCUUUUCACUGAUGACAACUGUUGCAUUAAAGCAGGUUAUUGUAUUUG